Molecule: messenger RNA, 1354 nt
Organism: Polyodon spathula (Mississippi paddlefish)
Lineage: Eukaryota; Metazoa; Chordata; Actinopteri; Acipenseriformes; Polyodontidae
Product: retinitis pigmentosa 9 protein-like
Exons: 4
Coding region: 111-593 (160 amino acids)
Biological process (GO): RNA splicing
Source: RefSeq, a predicted model, not a curated record
AUGUGCAAGGAUUAGUGUUAAAAUAACAAUUAAAAUAACAUUUAUAUCUGUUUACAGAGCAGAGUACUUGCAGUCUAAUGUGGACAAUCCUUAUGGGCAGUACUUCAUGAAUGGCAAAUGUUCUAAGGAUUUUGUUUUGUUUUGUUUUGCAGGAGGAUGAUGACAAACCUGAGGACUGUAUACCCGACUCUCCAGGCAAUCAAGAUGCACAGGAAUUUCAUGCGCCCACUAAAGGUCUCUGGAUGCCCCUUGGCAAAGACGUAAAGGUCAUGCAGUGCUGGAGGUGUAAACGCUAUGGCCAUAGGACAGGGGACCGAGAAUGUCCAUUUUCUAUCAAAGGAAAUCAAAAAUUGGAGCAGUUCCGUGUUGCACACGAAGACUCCAUGUAUGACCUGCUCAGAGAAAACAGGUUACAGCAGUUACAGCAGCUGCUGGAUGACACCACCUCAGACUCGAAAUGCAGUAGCUUCAGUUCUUCAGACUCUGGCAAACGCAAAAAGAAAAAAAAGAAAAAGAAAAAAGAGAAGAAAAAGAGGAAGAAGAAACAAAAGCACAAGUCCUCCAAAUCAAGCAGCGGCUCGGAUUCAGACUAAGAGCUAAAAACAGUUCAGCAAGCAAAACGCAAGCAAAUUUGUGCUGAGCUCUGAGGUGAGAAGAUUCUUCAGAUAAUGUAUGAGCAUAAUGAAAGCCCUAGGCAUCUUUCUCACUGUACGACUCUUCUGUUCACUCUAGUAGCAAUGACAGACAGUGCAAGUCCUUUCAUCCUUACUGGUGUAAUGGGGACAAUGCAUGUACUUUUCUGACUUCUGUUUCUUACAGAGUGACAGGUUAAUUAGCCAGCAUUCAUUCUGCACCUGGAUCUAGACAGGAUAAUAUGUGUUGUAUUGGUUGAUCAGAAUUCUGUAUAUUAUGCCUGUAAGUAUAUCUAUUGACCAUCAAAAGUAAUGACCAUUUCUGGUAUAUGUUUUUCAUUGUUUGCACAAGAGAAAAUGGUAUUAAUCUCAAUUAUUUUGAAGAAAAAUAUAUCAGUGCUCAGGCAAAAUACAAUACUCUUAUUUAAGCAGUGAUCUGUUGUAUUACUAUGUCUAAAAUGAGAACUAAUAGUUGUUUGCACAAAAAUAUGUAAAUACAUCAGAUAAUUCAAGUCACAAACAUAUGCACAGAACAGUAUUGUUUUGCAUGCUGUUAAAUAUCAACAUCUCCAGCUUACAACACCCAUCUUAAGUCUGGUUUCCUAGACUCCAAAUUAUCUUGAAAUACGUAAUGCUAGCUUUGGUAAGGUAUUCCAAGAUUAGUGCUUAUCUGGGUCUGUGACUCCAAGCAUAAAUGUGAGUGUGUGUGUAUUACACAUGCA